CUCUUCUUACCCUGCACCCAGAGCUUCGCCAGAGAAGACAAGGGCAGAAAGCACCAUGAGUGGGGGCCCAAUGGGAGGAAGGCCCGGGGGCCGAGGAGCACCAGCGGUUCAGCAGAACAUACCCUCCACCCUUCUCCAGGACCACGAGAACCAGCGACUCUUCGAGAUGCUUGGACGAAAAUGCUUGACACUGGCCACUGCAGUUGUUCAGCUGUACCUGGCGCUGCCCCCUGGAGCUGAGCACUGGACCAAGGAGCAUUGUGGGGCUGUGUGCUUCGUGAAGGAUAACCCCCAGAAGUCCUACUUCAUCCGCCUUUACGGCCUUCAGGCUGGUCGGCUGCUCUGGGAACAGGAGCUGUACUCACAGCUUGUCUACUCCACCCCCACUCCCUUCUUCCACACCUUUGCUGGAGAUGACUGCCAAGCGGGGCUGAACUUUGCAGACGAGGAUGAGGCUCAGGCCUUCCGGGCCCUGGUGCAAGAGAAGAUACAAAAAAGGAAUCAGAGGCAAAGUGGAGACAGACGCCAGCUACCCCCACCACCAACACCAGCCAAUGAAGAGAGAAGAGGAGGGCUCCCACCCCUGCCCCCGCACCCAGGUGGAGACCAAGGAGGCCCUCCAGUCGGUCCGCUCUCCCUGGGGCUGGCGACAGUGGACAUCCAGAACCCUGACAUCACGAGUUCACGAUACCGUGGGCUCCCAGCACCUGGACCUAGCCCAGCUGAUAAGAAACGCUCAGGGAAGAAGAAGAUCAGCAAAGCUGAUAUUGGUGCACCCAGUGGAUUCAAGCAUGUCAGCCACGUGGGGUGGGACCCCCAGAAUGGAUUUGACGUGAACAACCUCGACCCAGAUCUGCGGAGUCUGUUCUCCAGGGCAGGAAUCAGCGAGGCCCAGCUCACCGACGCCGAGACCUCUAAACUUAUCUACGACUUCAUUGAGGACCAGGGUGGGCUGGAGGCUGUGCGGCAGGAGAUGAGGCGCCAGGAGCCACUUCCGCCGCCCCCACCGCCAUCUCGAGGAGGGAACCAGCCCCCCCGGCCUCCUAUUGUGGGGGGUAACAAGGGUCGUUCUGGUCCACUGCCCCCUGUACCUUUGGGGGUUGCCCCACCCCCACCAACACCCCGGGGACCCCCACCCCCAGGCCGAGGGGGCCCUCCACCACCACCCCCUCCAGCUACUGGACGUUCUGGACCACUGCCCCCUCCACCCCCUGGAGCUGGUGGGCCACCCAUGCCACCACCACCGCCACCACCGCCACCGCCGCCCAGCUCCGGGAAUGGACCAGCCCCUCCCCCACUCCCUCCUGCUCUGGUGCCUGCUGGGGGCCUGGCCCCUGGUGGGGGUCGGGGAGCGCUUUUGGAUCAAAUUCGGCAGGGAAUUCAGCUGAACAAGACCCCUGGGGCCCCAGAGAGCUCACCACCUCAGAGCUCAGAGGGACUGGUGGGGGCCCUGAUGCACGUGAUGCAGAAGAGAAGCAGAGCCAUCCACUCCUCCGACGAAGGGGAGGACCAGGCUGGCGAUGAAGAUGAAGAUGAUGAAUGGGAUGACUGAAUGGCUGAGUUACUUGCUGCCCUGUGCUCCUCCCCGCAGGACAUGGCUCCCCCUCCACCUGCUCUGUGCCCACCCUCCACUCUCCUCUUCCAGGCCCCCAACCCCCAUUUCUUCCCCACCAACUCCUCCAAUGCUGUUAUCCCUGCCUGGUCCUCACACUCACCCAACAAUCCCAAGGCCCUUUUUAUACAAAAAUUCUCAGUUCUCUUCACUCAAGGAUUUUUAAAGAAAAAUAAAAGAAUUGUCUUUCUGUCUCUCUAUAAA
Molecule: messenger RNA, 1816 nt
Organism: Pongo pygmaeus (Bornean orangutan)
Lineage: Eukaryota; Metazoa; Chordata; Mammalia; Primates; Hominidae
Gene: WAS
Product: WASP actin nucleation promoting factor
Exons: 12
Coding region: 56-1552 (498 amino acids)
Biological process (GO): actin filament organization
Molecular function (GO): actin binding
Source: RefSeq, a predicted model, not a curated record